AUGAGUUCGCAGCCAACAAACGCGAGCGGCGCAGAAGAGCAUGUUCUCAACCGCCUUGACUCAAGCACACACGCUUCGACUUCAGCCAUUCCUGCGCAGGUUGUAACAACGGUCUCGAUAACACGGCCCUUGAGCGUAUCCGCUUCAGGAGAACAAGUGAUUGCGGCCUCUGCGUCCCCAGAGACCAAGCCGAAGCAUAUGCGGGAGGUGGUCAUUUGCAUCUCAGCAUUUACCGUGAUUUUUAUGUGCUGCGGCAUCAACUUCGCGUUUGGAGUAUACCAGAGCCUGUACGAGAAAAUGUCCGCGGAACCUGGCAACCCCUUCACCGGCACCUCUACCGCCACCAUCGGCCUCAUUGGCACACUAUCGGUCGCUUUCAUGCAAAUAGCAGCGCCUCUGGCGAGCGCCUGGGUUAAGCGCUUCUCACCGAAAGUCGUGCUUGCUCUCGGCGGCGCACUCUUUUUCCUGGCCUGCUUGCUCGCUAGUUUUAGUCAGACGGUCUGGCAGUUCCUGCUCACCCAGGGCUUCCUGCUCGGGAUGGGUACUUGCAUAGCCUACAUUACGGCCGUGACCGUCACGCCGACAUGGUUUGCGAAGAGGCGCGGCCUUGCAAUGGGUAUCAUUCUCUCUGGCACGGGAGUCGGAGGCCUCGUCUGGGCGCCUGCCAUACAGGCGAUGAAUGAGCGGUACGGCUUUCGCACCGGUCUCAGGAUCACCGGUUCAGUGGGUGCAGCAACCAUAAUAGCGGCCACUUUCGUCCUCGACUGGGACGAAGCCAGCAAAUCCCGCCUCAGGCAACAAGAGAACGCAGUUGGAAAGUCCCUCCUCUCACGAUUGUUUGUCGUACCCCUCGUCAACUGGCGAGUGGCCAAGAGCAAGGCGUUCACUGCACAGGCUCUCGGAACGACGUUCCACGGUGCUGCAUACUACAUCCCGCUCUUCUACUUCUCCACCUACGCAGCUACGUUGGACUACAGCGCUACGGCCGGUGCCAACUUCAUCGCAAUCAACAACGCCUGCAACGCCAUAGGCAAGAUCGUCAUUGGCUUCAUCGCCGAUCGAUGGCUGGGUCGUAUCAACACUCUCGUGUUGACGACUCUCGUCAGCACCAUGGGAACGGCCGCGUUCUGGAUUCCAUCCACCCUCUUGAACGGACACGAGGGCAGUCGAGGGCUGUUCAUAGCCUUUUCGCUCGCCUAUGGUACGUUCGCCAGCGCCUACGUCUCGCUCUUCCCAGCGUCACUCGUCGAGAUAUUUGGUCCCGCCCAGUAUGCGUCCGUCAAUGGUCUGCUUUACAUGCUGCGCGGAUUCGGCGGACUCGUCGGCGCGCCCAUUGCCGGCGUUCUCAUUCGAGGCAGCGGUGGCGCAGCUAUUCCAAAGGCGUAUUGGCCUUCCGCCGUCCUCGUCUCCGCUCUUCUUGCCAGUGCGACCCUAUCUGUGGCAUGGGUUUGGCACGAGGCCUAUAGAAAGACGGCCGAAACCCGCCGAACGGCCAAGCACUCGUGGCGCAUGUAAUCCACUUGUUUUGCACCAAUCAACACUGUCUGGAUAGGAUACUCGUGAAAAGCACCUGCUACGUCCAUUACCAGCUUGCAAAGGUUCCUGGGUCGGGAUCUUCGGGGGACGGGCAUUAGCAGGUGAUAUGGAAUGACGUUGUUCCUUCUCUUGAGUGGUAGCCGCACUCUGCCUCGCUCACAAUCGAAACCCAAUCUGCAUGUUAUAGGCCAUGGUCUGAUCGCGAAUGAAACCGAGGAUCGUCUGAGUAACGCAGGUGAUUCCUGGGUCGAGAUGGAACGGUCUCCAUGCGAUUGCUCGCGGAGAUUCCUGAGAGCAACGACAGGGUCAUGACCCUGGCAAGGCAUCUGGCUGGUUCUUCUUCGCUAUGAGGGCCUUGACGCUUUUG
Messenger RNA from Punctularia strigosozonata HHB-11173 SS5, 1903 nucleotides. RefSeq names its product MFS general substrate transporter. The transcript has 2 exons. Gene Ontology annotation, biological process: transmembrane transport. Bases 1 to 1515 code for a protein of 504 amino acids. NCBI's taxonomy places the organism in Eukaryota, Fungi, Basidiomycota, Agaricomycetes, Corticiales, Punctulariaceae. Gene Ontology annotation, molecular function: transmembrane transporter activity. Gene Ontology annotation, cellular component: fungal-type vacuole membrane. The record is from RefSeq and is a predicted model, not a curated record.